Molecule: messenger RNA, 600 nt
Organism: Naegleria fowleri
Lineage: Eukaryota; Heterolobosea; Eutetramitea; Acrasida; Naegleriidae
Exons: 5
Coding region: 1-600 (199 amino acids)
Biological process (GO): small GTPase-mediated signal transduction
Molecular function (GO): GTP binding; GTPase activity
Source: RefSeq, a predicted model, not a curated record
AUGCCCUACAACGAAACAGAGAUCAAGUGUGUGGUCGUGGGAGAUGGUGCCGUCGGCAAGACAUGUCUGGUCAAAGUCUAUGUCGAUAACAAAUUUCCAGAAGGAUAUAUCCCAACUGUUUUUGAAAAUACCUAUCUCAUUCAGGAAUAUAGAGGAUUUAAAGUAAAUCUUGGAAUAUGGGAUACAGCUGGACAGGAAGAUUACGUGGUUGAUCCAAAUCCUUUCGAAAAUGUCAGAACCAGAUGGUUGCCAGAAGUCACACAUCACUGCCCACAUGUUCCCAUUGUUUUAGCAGCCACAAAAACAGAUCUUCGUGAGGAUCCAGCUUCAUUGAAACUCCUUCAACAACGAAGUUGCAAACCUGUCACCACUCAAGAAGUUGAACAAUUUGCCAAAGAAAUUAAGGCCUUCUCAUUUCAAGAAUGUUCAAGUAAAUUGAAUAGUGGAAUUAAGGAACUUUUGAAAAGUGCAUACAAGCCGUAUUAUUUCCAAAUGAAGGAAAGGAAGGGUCUAAAAACAAGAGGAAUCAAAGAAGAAGAAGGAUUGUCUCAUGAUGUAAUUACACGAUUUUUCAAACAUAAAUCCGUAUGUUCUGAAUGA